Messenger RNA from Lotus japonicus, 2562 nucleotides. RefSeq names its product ATP-dependent DNA helicase RRM3-like. The record is from RefSeq and is a predicted model, not a curated record. The transcript is spliced from 3 exons. Gene Ontology annotation, biological process: telomere maintenance; DNA repair. The coding region runs from base 1 to 2562 and encodes 853 amino acids. Gene Ontology annotation, molecular function: DNA helicase activity. Lineage: Eukaryota; Viridiplantae; Streptophyta; Magnoliopsida; Fabales; Fabaceae.
AUGGUAAAUGGUCGGUGUUCCAAAUUUUUUCCUAAGAAAUAUGUGGAUAAGACCUCAUUUGACAUUGAUGGUUAUCCGACAUAUCGAAGGAGGAACACUGGUGUUUUUGUUGAAAGACGUGAUGUUCAAUUAGAUAAUGGGUAUGUUGUUCCUUAUAAUGCAAAAUUGUUGAUGAAGUACCAAGCCCACAUUAACAUUGAAUAUUGUAACAAAUCGAAUUGCAUCAAAUACUUAUUUAAGUAUAUCAACAAAGGAGUUGAUCGGGUUACAGUUUCAAUGAAAAAUGAAUGUAAUGAAGGACAAAAUGUGCCGGAGCGAUUACCUUUUCAUAUGCCCAACAAACAAGUUGUAUUAUAUGGUAAUGAAGAACCAAUUGAUAGGGUCGUUCAAAGAGGUCAGAUGUCUGAAACAAUGUUUACUGGGUGGAUGGUUGCUAAUAUGAUAUAUGAACAUGGUAGGCAUUUGACAUAUGCUGAGUAUCCGCAGUUAUUUGUUUGGCAUCCUAAAGAUAAAGAGUGGCGACCACGCAAAAGAGGGUUUUCCAUUGGAAGAAUGAAUUUUAUACCUUUGGGGUGUGGGGAGGUAUAUUAUUUGCGUUUAUUGUUAAAUCUACAAUGUGGAUGCACAAGUUAUGCCGAUUUGAGAACUGUUGAUGGUGUUGUUCGAGUGAGCUUUCAGGAAGCAUGUUCUGCCUUGGGAUUAUUAGAGGAUGAUAAAGAAUUUAUUGAUGGAUUAAUUGAUUGUGCUGAAUUGUCAGGUGGUAUGUCUGUUAGAAAGUUGUUUAUGGUGUUGCUAUUAUCUAAUUCAAUUGUCACACCAGGAAAAGUUUUUGAGGAAACUUGGAGGUUGUUAGCCGAUGGAAUUCUUUAUAAGCGAAGGAAAUUACUUUGCAAUCCAGCUUUGCGUUUGGAUGAUCAGACUUUGAAGACGCUUUGUUUGGUUGAGCUUGAAAAAAUGUUAGUUAAUAAUGGGAAAACACUAAAGGAUUUUCCUGGCAUUCCGUAUCCUAUUUCAGAUGAAGUCCCUCAGUUUGAGAAUGUCAUGUUGUUUAAUGAGUUAAGAUUUGACAUUGAUGAUAUGUCAGUUAAACAUAAUGACCAUUUGAUGAAGUUGAAUAAUGGUCAAAGGAAAGUGUAUGAUGAGGUUAUUGAUGCAGUUAAUAAAUCAGAUAGAGGAUUUUAUUUUGUCUAUGGUUCAGGUGGUACAGGAAAAACUUUUCUUUGGAAAACUCUAAGUUAUAGAUUAAGAUCUGAGCGGAAGAUUGUGUUGAAUGUUGCAUCCAGUGGUAUAACAUCUCUUUUGUUACCUGGUGGGAGGACUGCACAUUCGUUAUUUAGUAUCCCACUUGUGUUAAAUGAGGAUUCAUGUUGUAAUAUUAGGCUGGGUAGUAACAAGGCAGAGUUGCUUAAACAUACAAGUUUAAUUAUAUGGGAUGAGGCACCUAUGGUUAAUAGGUGGGCAUUUGAGGCUGUUGAUAGAACCUUGCGUGAUAUAAUGGAAGUUGGGGAUGUUUAUGGUGGGGGAAAGCCCUUUGGUGGAAAAGUUGUGGUUUUAGGGGGAGAUUUUAGACAAACUCUUCCUAUUAUCCCGAAAGCAAGUAGGGAAGAAAUUGUAAUGGCUACUAUUAACUCAUCAAGACUAUGGAAAUUUUGCAAAGUCUUAAAACUUACUGAGAAUAUGCGUUUGCAUGGGAAUGAUUCUUUACAUGAUUGUGAAAAAUUGGUUGAAUUUAGCAAGUGGAUACUUGAUAUUGGUGAUGGUAAUUUGGGUGAUUACAAUGAUGGUGAAUGUGAUUUAGAUAUUCCACAUGACUUGAUGGUUCCCUUUAAAGAUGAUGUUGUGUCAAGUAUAGUUUAUUCCACCUACCCUGAUAUUCAAAGGAAUUUUUUUGAUGAGGAAUAUUUUAUUGAUAAAGCUAUUCUUGCUCCCACUUUGGAUAUUGUUGAUAGUGUGAACCAGUUUGUGCUUUCCAUAGUACCUGGCAAAGAAAAAGUGUAUUUAAGUUCAGACAGUGUAGUCAAAGUUGAUGAAGAUGUAGCCAUUGAUGCAAAUUGGAUAACCAUUGAGUUUUUGAACGGCAUUAAGGGAUCUGGACUUCCUGAUCAUAGGUUGUGUUUGAAAAUUGGAACGCCCAUUAUGUUAAUGAGAAAUAUUGAUGUUUCAGCUGGGUUAUGCAAUGGAACUCGGCUUAUUGUGUUGGAUCUUAGACCAAAUUUGAUUUAUGGGAAAGUGCUAAAUGGAAAUAAAGCUGGCACAAAAACAUACAUCCCACGCAUGACUAUUGUUCCUUCUGAUAGUGGUCUACAUGUUAAAGUUCAACGUAGGCAAUUUCCGGUGUGUGUUUGUUUUGCAAUGACAAUUAAUAAGAGUCAAGGGCAGACGUUGUCUCGAGUGGGGGUUUUUUUACCGAGACCUGUUUUUUCCCAUGGUCAACUAUAUGUUGCGUUGUCGCGUGUGAAAUCAAGGGAUGGAUUGAAAAUUUAUGUUGACCAGACAGAGGUUCCGCCUUUGGAGCACACAAAAAAUGUUGUUUACAAAGAAGUAUUCAAAAAUUUAAGUUGA